This is a messenger RNA of Penicillium hordei, 186 nucleotides long. RefSeq lists its product as uncharacterized. The record is from RefSeq and is a predicted model, not a curated record. NCBI's taxonomy places the organism in Eukaryota, Fungi, Ascomycota, Eurotiomycetes, Eurotiales, Aspergillaceae. The coding region runs from base 1 to 186 and encodes 61 amino acids. The transcript is spliced from 2 exons.
AUGCAUCUUGCCAUUCCUCCCCCUCCUAUUCGCAAUUCCGAAAAGGGGUUCAAAACACGCCCCAAGAAUACACGAACUGAGUCGGUCUCAACAAAUGAGACCGAGUCUGUACAGGCCUCUUCUGAAGGAUCAUCAAAAAGGUCAUUUCGGAGAUCCCUUAUCAAUGCCUUUGCUGCUCGCACCUGA